GAACUUGAUGGUGCAUGUGGGUCCCUUCCAACUCAGAAUAUUCUAUGAUUUUGUAAUACUAUUAUGGAAAGAUGACCAGGCUAGCCUGAAACUUCCAGCUUAAUGUAAAUGUCCUCACUCUUUAAGCUCACUACCAGUUUCCUAUCAGUUACAUGAUUUUGGUUGUUUUAAGCUAAUCCAAAGAAGUAUUGAGUAUUGGAAGGCUCAGUUAAGCUUAACAGUGGAACAGGUGAAUUGCAUCUGAAGUAAUACAUGGGACAUUUGCCCCAUAAUUUGCCCCAUGAUUUUCUGUAAUACUGAUUUCUGUCCAUCUUCAAGGCACUCUUCUACAGUUAAUGAAACGUAAUUGCCUUGAUAAGGAUGUCCUAAUUAGUGCUUUUAAAACAGUUAUUUCAUCAGAAGUUUAUUACUGUUUUGUGUAAUGAUUUCAGAUUUUCUCUCUGUCUUGUAUCAAGUUGUUAGUUCAUCACUUUUGUAAGAACUAAAAUAGUGUACCAGGGACUUGUGGUUUUGCAGGUUGUUGGUUAUCUGUGCCUGUCUAAUGAACUUUCAUGGCUACCCUUAGUUUUUGAUGGAAAGUUGCCUUUUAAGACAGUAUCUUGGUAUAGUCUAAUGAUAUUUUUAAAAUGUUUUAAAGAACUUGUUCACAAUUUUGACACUUUAGCCUACAGUAAUGAUUUAAACACUUUCUUUGAGUAUAUACAUAUAGCAUUUUAUUGGAGUUUUGGACCUCUCAGAUACAUGGACUACCCUUAAGGAAAUGUGUGUACAAACAUGUGUAUAUGUUUAUGCAUAUUAAAAAAUGUGGAAGAUGAAGUCUGUUGUCAGGAGGUUUAUUUUUUCUUAUACUGUUGCCUGCACCUCUGGGAGGUAUUUGAGGAGAGUGGGGGAAGGAUUCACUGUUGGUUUUGUCUUUGAGAGCGGCUGCCAGCAGGAUUCCUAGAAUGCAUUUUCUACAUUAAAUAAGCUAAAAAUUUGGAAGCUGCUUGUACUCUUAAAAUGGAUUUAGAUAUUUGCUUUGGCAGUGGAGACCAUUUGCAGGAGCUGUUCCUACACACCUCCUCUAAUCAAAUCCAUUUCCCCUUACUGCAGUUUUAAUUGUUCAGGCCACAGAUUUUUUGACCUCUCAGUUGUUAGACAGAGCUGUUAGUGGGCCAGGUUAUUUUUAACGUGCCCUAGUUCAUGUCAGAGUCCCGUGCAAAGUUGUGCUAGCACAACUGAGGAAGCAGUGAAGGAGCAGGGUGGGAACUCAUUAAGCUGGCCUUCUUCCCAGGAAAAAAAAGUCAGUGAAAGCUUGGCUUCAAAUUAUAGUAUUAAAAUUUAAAAAAAAAUUAGGUUAGAAGAUGCGAAAUUAAUCUUGAUACUUGCCUUUUAAAAGCUGCCCUGCAUUUUGAUUCACCUUUGAGAAUACCUUAAUGUGUACCUCCUGAUUCAUAAAAUGAAAUGUGAGGUGUCACCAGUUGGUGUCACUUUGUAAAAGUCCAUGCCUAUUUUAUCAAAUUACUCUUAACUAUAUUUAAGAAAAAAUUCAGCUGCAUUAUAGUGUAGAUGAGGUUAUCACGUGUCUUGCUAGAAUUCUGCUAACAUACAGAUUGUUUGUGCCUAUUUUGUGUUUUAAUAUAAAUUACAGUAUUGUCUGAGCACAUGUUGUAAUUUAUUAGUUUCUUUCCCUGGAGGUCAAAUAAAACUACAUUUUAAAAAUAAAAACACAGCUCAUUUAUGUUGUCAGUUCCAUAAAAGAAGUCCCUGAAGUAGUCCUUCCUUUUGUGUUGAAGUCUAUUAAAAUUUGUGUUAUUAAAAAAAGAGGUGUUCUAAAGAGUGUCUUUCUACAGAGAAGAAAAAAUUAGAGAGUUAGGCUUGAUUCUCUUUGCCAGACCUGGCACAUGGCCCGUGACGUCUCCGUCAAGUGGAAAUUCGCUUCAUAAUCUUCCCUUUUUCCCAGUACAGGAGUCUACUUUAGUGUCCUGUUCUCAUCUUUCCCAGCACCAUGGCUAACUCCAAAAAGCUGAUGGAGGAAGGAAAGGAGCACAGCUUUGCUACUUUAUUUCAUUGCAAGCCUUAACAUGUCCCAACACCAGCAGCCCCGUUCUCAUACAGAGGAUGUUUCUGCUCCCUCGUGAUGAGCUAUUACAGACUAAUUAUUUCCACAGUCCAUCACCAAAUCUACCAGCUCAUUACUCCUGUCCUGAAAUUGUCUUCUCUCAGAUAUUAGGCAGUUUUCUCAUUGUAUCUGUGCUGAAGACUUACAUUUUCAAACUGUUGAUGGAUAAUGAGGGGUAUUCUUACUUUUGUAUAAGUAUACUUUCAAACAAGAAACUUGUCCAAAUGUUUAGUAUAUAUGUUGCUCUUGAAAUAUUUUUAGAAAGGAGAAAAUAAGGGGAAAUUGUACAGAAAAUGUGUUGAAUAAACACCCUCUUCAUCUUGCAAGUUCCAAGAUGGCAGAAUUAUUUAUGGAAUGUGAAGAAGAGGAGCUGGAACCAUGGCAAAAGACAGUGACAGAAGUGGAGGAGGAUGACGAUGAUGAUGAUGACGAUGACGAUGAGCCAAUCUUUGUUGGGGAAAUCACAAGCUCAAAGGCAGCUACUACAUGUCCAGGCACUACAUUCAAGACUGAGAGUCACCAUUAUGUGACCGCUGCCUCCAGCCCCGGUGCCGUGCCCGUUCCAUCAGUCUUCCAGGCUGCACCCAGACCUUUGAGCAGCUCGGGAGCAGUGCAGCCACUGUCUGUACAAGUGAAUGUUUCAGGAACUUCACAAACACUGCAGAGACCAGUCGCUGGAUGUUUAUCAGCACAGCAGCUGCCUGGGUCAAGUUCUGGAAUAACACAGCCUGUAACCAUUCCAGUGACAACACAGCCAGCAUCAAGGAAUAUCACAGUUCCCGCAGUGGCUCAGCCUGUGUCCAGGCCAGAGACUGGAACAGCACAGCCUGUGAUGCUCAAUCAGGAUUAUAUUAUGGACUCUCCACCAGAUGCACCAGAUAAUACAUCUGAUAUACUGUUUGGUGUGAGACAGAACUCGGGAAUUCCACAGUACCAGCCUGGGCCAGCAGUGAAUGUAACAGGGACAAAUGCUGCAUCGAGCACCAUUAAAAAUGGAGGACCUUUUCCACGAGCUUGUCCAAAGUGUAAUAUUCAUUUCAAUCUUAUGGAUCCCCUAAAAAAUCAUAUGAAGUAUUGUUGUCCAGAUUUGGUAAAUAACUUUUUCCCAGCAACGAUCAAAACAGAAUGUUUGAGCACAACAAGUAAGAUUGCUGAAUCUGAGAAAGGAAAAUUGAUUAUGUUAGUUAAUGACUUUUAUUAUGGGAAGGAUGAAGGUGACACCCAGCAGGUGCAACAGGAGCAGAAGACUCAUACGACAUUUAAGUGCAUCAGUUGUCUCAAAGUUCUUAAAAAUAACAUAAGGUUUAUGAACCACAUGAAACAUCACUUGGAGCUGGAGAAGCAGAGCAAUGAGAGUUGGGAAAGCCACACCACGUGCCAGCACUGCUACCGGCAGUUCCCCACCCCGUUCCAGCUGCAGUGCCACAUCGAGAGCACACACACGCCUUACGAGUCAUCCACCAUUUGUAAAAUCUGUGAACUAUCCUUUGAAACAGAGCAAGUUCUUUUGCAACAUAUGAAGGAUAAUCACAAGCCAGGUGAAAUGCCAUAUGUUUGCCAGGUGUGCAGCUACAGAUCCUCAGCUUUUUCAGAUGUAGAAAGUCAUUUUAGAACAGUUCAUGAAAACACAAAACAUUUGCUAUGCCCAUUUUGCCUCAAAGUAAUUAAAAUAGGAGCACCAUAUAUGCAUCAUUACAUGAGGCAUCAGAAAAAGGGAGUGUACCGCUGCACGAAGUGCAGGCUGCAGUUCUUAACGUGCAAAGAGAAAAUGGAUCACAAGACUCAGCAUCACCGAACGUUCAGGAAACCCAAACAGUUAGAAGGCUUGCCUCCUGGGACAAAGGUGACUAUUCGAGCAUCUCUAGGAUCUCAUCAGUCAGGAUCAUCAGCUACAUCUUCUAUUAGUACAAGCAGUUCUACCUUUCAGUUAUCACCUAAAUCUAAAACCACAACCACUAAAAAUCAUAACAAAUCUAAUACAAAUAAAUCAAAAGGAAAAUCAAAACAAACUACAUCAAAGAAACAAAAUGCAUGGACCAACAGCAAAAAAAAAAAGGAAGUUACAAAUAUAACAUUUCAUCAUCUAAGGUGUCAUUCGGGACAUCACAAGUGCAUUGAGUGUUGCUCAGAAAUCAAGGAUUUCGCCAGCCAUUUUCCUGCCUACGUCCACUGUGGUUUGUGCAGAUACAGCACCAGCUGUAGCAAAGCCUAUGUGAAUCACAUGGUGAAUUUUCACAGUGCUCGUCCACGUAAAAGAUUUUGGAUUUAUAAGAAGCAAUCAGAAGAGCUACGAGGCUUGACUGUAGUGUGUCUUAACUGUGAAUUCCUGGCUGAUGUUUCUGGCUUAGAUAGCAUGGCCACACAUCUGAGUGAGAGCCACACUCAUACUUGUCAAGUUAUUAUAGAGAAAGUUUCUGUAGAUAUCCCAACUGCUGCACAAGUAUCUGACAAACAAGAGCACGACUCUUCAGAUGAAACAAAAAAAUGCAGUAGAAAUCCAACUACAAAAGUUGCGUCUGCUGAACAGAACGAAGAAGACUCAUCACUGUCAAAUACAGAAGAUGUUCCUAGUUUUGAACUCCCUGGCAACAGCUCAAAGAAGUCUUUGCAUGAGAAAAGAGCAUGUUGUGGCUCAGAUGAUAAUAACAAACAGUUAGAUGAGAAACAAAAAGAUAUUCAUGAUGAAAGUGAGUUGAAAAGGUGCCAAAGUUCAGGUGAUGUUCUCUUGGAUGAGCAGACUAAAGUCCGGAGCUUGGAUGAAACUGCGCUGUCAGCGAUGAACGUGAGGGACUUAAAGCUGACCUUGGGUGAGGAUGUGAGUUUUGAGCAAUUCUUCAGGAAGAGAGAUGAACCUGAGUCUGUCAGUUCUGACAUUAGUGAACAAGGCAGUAUUCAUUUGGAGCCUUUGACUCCAUCAGAAGUACUGGAGCAUGAAGCUACUGAGAUCCUUCAGAAAGGUAACGUCACACCUUCAUCGAAGAAAGCCGGACAGCUCACGGAACAGACAGAGGAGAUUUCCAAGGAAAGCAAUCCCAACAGAAUGGAGACAACUGUAAACCAGACAGAGGAAAAUGAAGCAAGCUGA
Molecule: messenger RNA, 5186 nt
Organism: Neopelma chrysocephalum (saffron-crested tyrant-manakin)
Lineage: Eukaryota; Metazoa; Chordata; Aves; Passeriformes; Pipridae
Gene: ZNF280D
Product: zinc finger protein 280D
Exons: 16
Coding region: 2436-5186 (916 amino acids)
Biological process (GO): regulation of DNA-templated transcription
Molecular function (GO): DNA-binding transcription factor activity, RNA polymerase II-specific; RNA polymerase II cis-regulatory region sequence-specific DNA binding
Source: RefSeq, a predicted model, not a curated record